AUGAGCUUUUUACAAUAUAAGACUUACAUUGAAGAAGGCGAUCUAGUUAUCGCGUAUAUAACUCGCGAGAACAUGAUGCCUUUAGUUGUGAAUCCGACGAUGACAUAUAAUAAUAAAUUUGGUACCUUCAAGCAUUCGGACAUGAUUGGGAAAGAAUACGGCUCCAAGAUUUCAUCACAUAAUGGACGAGGAUUUAUGUAUCUUUUACAUCCAACGCCAGAAUUAUGGACACACGUUGUACCUCAUCGAACACAAAUUUUAUAUAUCGCCGAUAUUUCUUUUAUUACAACAUAUCUUGAUCUAAAACCUGGAUCAAUUGUCUUGGAAUCAGGAACUGGUAGUGGCUCAUUUUCACAUUCUUUGACUAGAACAAUUGCACCAAAUGGUCAUUUGUAUACUUUCGAAUAUCACGAGGAAAGAGCAAAAGCUGCCAAGCAAGAUUUUGAAAGACAUGGUCUUUCUGAUUUAAUCACCAUAGAGUGUAGAGAUGUUUAUAAGAGUGGAUUUGAAAUAACUGAUACAGUACAUGCUGUCUUUUUGGAUUUGCCUGCACCUUGGGAUGCUAUUGCUUCAGCCAAAAGAGCUUUUAAGCAACGACGCAUAGGGAGAAUUUGUUGUUUCAGUCCUUGCAUAGAACAAGUACAACGGACAUGUGCUUCUUUAAAUGAAAAUGGAUUUGUCGAAAUUAAAAUGUUUGAAUGUUUAAUCCGUAAUCAAGAAGUUCACACGAUUCCUAUUUAUACUGUAAAAGAUGCUGUAUCUAAAAUAAAAGCUCAACAAGAAAAGAAACGUAAACGUAGAGAGCAGGAUGGAGAAAAAGAUCAUACAACCAAAUCUCAACAUAAGCAAGAACCACCAAAUUUGUAUGUAUCCAAAACACCCACGGAAGCCAGAGGUCACACUAGCUAUUUGACCUUUGCUACAUUUUUACCAAUUUUAGAUGAGUAA
Diversispora eburnea is the source of this 948-nucleotide messenger RNA. The record is from the annotation of a GenBank genome assembly. Lineage: Eukaryota; Fungi; Glomeromycota; Glomeromycetes; Diversisporales; Diversisporaceae.